AUGGAGCGGAAAAAAUACUUCCGCUUGGUCCUUGGAUCGUCUAGCCCAGCAUCCCAGGGUGUUGUACGCGCUUUGAAGCUUCCCGAUGGGGUUGAUGUUGAUGAUUUCUGCUUGGUGCUCCAUGGUAAACGCGAAAGCUUGAACCUCCCACCAAGCCUUGAGCCUUCAGCUCUCAAAGUGUUUGCGAACGGCAAAGCUCCGACACCUCUGGAACUGGACAAAAGUUUGGAGAACUAUGGUGUGAACACAGCAGACCCACUCAUCGUGCGAGUGCCAAGGAUCUGGUUCCAGUUGAAAGGUGCCGACAGACGCGAUCUCUCUUGCCCAGCUUCAGUUCCGCUCACCGAGGAGGACGCUGUUGAAGUUCUACUGGACGCAGUUCAGAAAUUUUACAAGGACAACCAUCUUGCCGGGAUCGCUGCGUCCGACCUUGUGGUCUACGCCGGCGAUGAUUUCACGGAGCUUCUGGCUCGUGGGGGGCAGAUUGGCUCGCGUGGUAAUUCAGAACAGACACCACUCAUCGUGAUGAUGGCCCCAAUGAGACUUCCCAUCGACAUUGGAGAAGAGCAGAACGAGAGCAAACGACAGGAACUCCAGCGCUACCAGAAGCAAGGAGAACUGAUCCAUAACAACUGCAAGGACUACUGCGGUCAAAUUCUGGACAAGAUUGACUACUACUACGAACACGACGACGGCGACACACUCCCAUUCAUCUGUGUACAAGGGUCGUCGGGCAUGGGGAAAUCCCAACUAGCAUUUGCGUUGGGAGGGCACCGACCGUACUUCUACUGGCUUGGGGUUAGCGGUGGUGUCGGCGGUCAAGUGCUGUACGGUAAUUUUACGUCGAUAUCGACAGCCUUUCUUGAUUGCGUGCGCCUGGAUCAGCCAAAUGCUGAGAAAUCGGACCAUGUACUUGACACCUCGUCAAGCUUCUACGGUCGAGACUUGUGGACUUUCGGUUUUCUUCGUGCACUGCUAGAGCAUUGCGACUUGAGUACCUCGAAAAUGAUCCGGUUUGAAGAGCCCGUUACACUUAGGUGGAAAAGUGCAAUCAGAAAGCUGUGCGUACUGUGA
Messenger RNA from Phytophthora sojae, 1074 nucleotides. RefSeq lists its product as hypothetical. The coding region runs from base 1 to 1074 and encodes 357 amino acids. The transcript has a single exon. Lineage: Eukaryota; Oomycota; Peronosporomycetes; Peronosporales; Peronosporaceae. The record is from RefSeq and is a predicted model, not a curated record.